Molecule: messenger RNA, 2007 nt
Organism: Australozyma saopauloensis
Lineage: Eukaryota; Fungi; Ascomycota; Pichiomycetes; Serinales; Metschnikowiaceae
Exons: 1
Coding region: 1-2007 (668 amino acids)
Source: RefSeq, a predicted model, not a curated record
AUGGAUCCUCCUCAACUAGUUGAAGGAUCUGGAGAGCGGGGAGUUUCGAGAAUUCAUUUUCGAAAUGAGGAAGCUCAAACUCCUGAUGCUGUGGAAGAAGCGCCACGAGUGAGUGCCGCAUAUCAAGUCCCUCAAGCACCAACUUCGACCGCUCAGCAGAUCGUUGACCAAACUACUCCGAAGGUUGAUCCGCAAAAAGAUCCAAUUGGGAUCCAUUCGGAACUAAUUACAGAUGAAAACAAAGAACACUUGAAACAAAUUGUGGAAUUGUUGAUAGACAAAAUCUCAAACGUUGGUUCAGGUAGUUUACCAAAAAGUAACGAUUUGGGACCUGUGUACCAUACUUUGGCUGGAUGCAAUGGUGUAUUACUUCUUCAAUCGGUAGUCAAAACUAAUUUCGAUCGGGAAGUGAUGCGUCUCUCCGAAUGCUUGCUGAAAAUCGAUCUGCGGAAUAUCUUCAACAAAGGUUCAUCUGGAGAAAAUCUAGAGCUGGCUGUAGACUUGGUCAAAAAACUCAUUGCGAGACCAGGCCAGGUUCCUACAGAUGCCGAGGCUUUGAGUGUUGUUGAUGGAUUGAAGACCUCUAAAGGCCGAGCAUUUCUCAGAGAAUCCCUAAAGGUCUCUCGACACAUUGUAAAGAGAGUUUGGUUCGACAUGCUCAUGCUGGCGUGUGAAUUCUUGUGCGCUUCGCGGUUCGUAAUAGAGACAGUUUCGCUCAGAACCUGGGAAUAUACUGUCCCCUUGGUUCAACAACUCGUGAAAGUUUUUGCAUCGGUACAUGGAUUCAAGGCAUUCAAGUUCAUUUUCUUAUUUGACCAGUUUGUUGAAAACAUAGGUCUGUUCCUCGAACACUACCUCAAGUCUAAGGUGCUGUCAGAAUUUAUGUUCUCUGUGGCAAUGGAGUCGAAACUAGAAUCAAGAGAUGCUAUAUUCGACGCAUUAUGGACUAGGCCAGGUUUGUGUUUUGUUCUUGCCUGUACUAAUCGGGAAAAUGUACCCAAGGCUUGGUCAACACGUUUCGAUGGACCCUGUAUUCCAGAAGUUCAGACGCAUGACGUGAUAACUACGAGCGGCAAUUGCCUCAAAACUCAGUAUUUGACAUACGAUCCUCUUAAGGUCAUGCGAUCAUCGCCUCUUUGUCCAGGUUUGCAGAAGCAAUUUUUCAGGGUAGCAAAAAGCGAUGUUGACAUCAACACACUCAGCCAUAUCAAAAAGAUAUACAACAGACUCACUUAUCUUUCUUUUAUGAAAAACUGCCGAGCCCGUGAACUCCCAGCUGCACAUUUGUAUGAAGUUAUGUCAAUCAUCAAAACUCAAGGGGAAUAUCUCAGUGAAAAAUAUACCGAAACUCAAAAUUUCAUCGAGAAAAACUGCAGAGCUCUUGUCUCCAUGAAGAAUGGCAAUAAAGUUACCUUUAAACCUGGAAAAUUCUUCGAACUUGCUAAAAUGUUGGAACAGGGUUACACGGAGUUAGUCAAACAAAAUAUUGCUUCUCUAGUGAAAAAAUUCGCACUUGGCGAUUUUGAUAAAAUAACUCCAGAGGCGCAACAAGAACUUACCCAAUUUAAUUUUGAGACAGAAACGCGUCUCUCAAGGUUUUUAGAGGAAACAAGGUAUAUUGUACAUGUUUUCGAAGGUGGACGUCUCUAUUUCGAAAAGCGAAGAAAUGCAGGGCACGAAACCAGUAUUGGAGACGCGAUUUUCUUGAUGAAUGGUGCUAGCUCUGGUAAGAAUAUCAAGUCCACGGUUGCUUCUGUUCAAAACAAUCUACUGAUAUAUGAGGACAAUAUCCGUCAUUCCACGAGGGAUCUGAAGUUUAGUAGGUAUCUGAACGAAAGGCUCAUAAAUGAAUUUCUCAUGACAUGGUCCGAAGAACUACUCGGAGAAACCUCUCCUCUUUUAGAUUGGGUCGGUGAUGCAGAAAUUGCUCAGCUGAGAACAAUGGUGUUUUCGCCUGGCCAUGUUAAUAUUCCGUUAUCGAGGCCAAUUGACAGAUCGCGUUCAUGA